AUGAAUAUAAUUGAUGAGAAGAAGAAGGAUGGUGAUAAUAGCAGCAUCGAAGCCGAGAAUCCAGCUUCGGCCGCCUUACCCGACGACCAAUAUCCACAUGGCUUCCGGCUAUGGCUCCUUUCGGGCGCAUCCAUCAUUGCUGUUUUCCUGAUAGCCCUGGACCAGACCAUUGUUGGCACAGCGAUUCCCAAAAUCACAGACGAGUUUCACGGCCUCAACGACGUAUCUUGGUAUGCUGCGGCUUACUUCAUGACUUUCGGUGCCGGGCAGACCCCUGCCGGCAAGAUAUACAAAUACUUCAACCUCAAAUGGACAUUCUUAGUAUCUAUGCUUCUUUUCGAAGUUGGCAGCUUGGUUUGUGCGGUCGCGCCUAACUCAAAGACCCUCAUCGUCGGACGUGCCAUCGCAGGCCUCGGUGGUGCCGGUCUCUCAGUCGGUGGUGCUAGUAUCAUUUCUUUUACCGUCCCGCCAACCAAACGUCCGUUGAUGAUGGGUAUUAUUGGCAUGACGUACUGCAUUGCAGGUGUAUGUGGGCCUCUUCUCGGUGGUGUUUUCACUGACCGCGUCUCUUGGCGGUGGUGCUUCUAUAUCAACCUACCCAUCGGAGGAGCUGCCGCCGUGGUCGUCUUGUUUUUCUUCUAUCUUCCAGCUGCCGCCGCACCUCCAGGUAUCCCUUUGAAACAAAAGCUGCUGCACAUCGACCCAGUCGGCUUUGCUCUGGUUAUGGGAGAGAUCACCAGCUUCAUUCUCGCCCUACAGUACGCUGGUGUCUCUCACGCAUGGAACAGCAGCACAGUUAUCGGACUUCUUGUAGGGUUCGGACUCUUAACGAUCGCCAUACUUGCAUGGGAAAUAUGGUUGGGUGAAUACGCUAUGAUGCUGCCGCGUCUCUACAAGCAGCGAUCCCUCUCAACCUCAGCACCCUUCCAAUUCUUCUUUAUGGGCAGCUACAUUGUCCUCCUGUACUACCUUCCGCUCUACUUCCAAAGUAUCCAGGGCUCGAGUCCCAUCAGGUCCGGCGUUCAAAACCUUCCCCUCAUGCUCGCGGCUGCUGUGUUUGCACUCGCCGGUGGAUUCGUUGUGGCUAGUACCGGCCGCGCACAGCAGGUUAUGUUUGGCGGCUCCAUGAUUACCACUGUGGCUGUUGGUCUUCUGUACACUUUCGACGUUGGCACGCCAAUGAGCAAGUGGGUUGGCUAUCAGUUUUUCACUGGUGCGGCUAUGGCUUUUGCCAUUAUGCACGGGCUAAGUGUUGUUCAGGCUUACGUCGGCAACGAGGACAUUGCAGCCGUUACAGCUAACCUUAUGUUUUUCCAAACAGUCGGCGGAGCAUUCAGCACUGCGGCAGGCCAAUCCGCCUUUGUCAACAGGUUAAUCGCCACCUUGCCCAAGACCGCCCCAGGUAUAGACCCAGCGUUAGUUAUCGCUACAGGCGCCUCAGAGUUGCACAAAGUAUUCCCGCCAGACGUCCUGCCAGGCGUUCUGCAAGCGUAUAUGGUUGGACUUAAGGCUGCCUUUGCAGUGGCCAUUGCCUUUUCUGGUAUUGCAUUUGUUGUAUCUAUAUUCAUUCCAAUUCGUAAGCUUCCAACCCACACAAAUGAGGAUGCACCUAUGGCUAUAGGAUAA
Molecule: messenger RNA, 1626 nt
Organism: Phaeoacremonium minimum UCRPA7
Lineage: Eukaryota; Fungi; Ascomycota; Sordariomycetes; Togniniales; Togniniaceae
Product: putative efflux pump antibiotic resistance protein
Exons: 3
Coding region: 1-1626 (541 amino acids)
Biological process (GO): transmembrane transport
Molecular function (GO): transmembrane transporter activity
Source: RefSeq, a predicted model, not a curated record